AUGGAUGAUUAUUUAAAUGAAGAUUCAGUUAUAAAACAUAAAGCAUGGAAUCUUCAUUUUAUGGAUAAAAGAAAAAAUAAUAAAUUUAAAUAUUCAAAAAAAAAAAAUAUGAAAUACAAUGUGAAGUGGAUAAAAAAAAAAGAUAAUGAAAAUUUAUUCGAGAGAUGGAUUCAAAUAAAAACAUUAAAUGAGAAUUAUAAUUCAGAAGAGGAAAAAGAAAAAGAUGAAACAAAAAAACAAAUAGGAAGAAAUGUACUUUCUAAUAACAAUGAAACAAGAAAAAGUUAUAGAUUAAAUUUACAAAGCAUAUUGAACGAAAACAACACAAAAAAAAAUUAUGUUGAUCCUUCUAGUGAUAUAUCAUCUGAAGAACAAGAAAAUGAUAAUAACACCUAG
This is a messenger RNA of Plasmodium gallinaceum, 396 nucleotides long. RefSeq names its product conserved Plasmodium protein, unknown function. Bases 1 to 396 code for a protein of 131 amino acids. The transcript has 5 exons. NCBI's taxonomy places the organism in Eukaryota, Apicomplexa, Aconoidasida, Haemosporida, Plasmodiidae. The record is from RefSeq and is a predicted model, not a curated record.